AUGACAACAACUUCAGACGAGCAACUGAUUCCCAGGGAAAAGUUGUUUGGAAACCCAAAAUAUGCUAGCCCCAAACUUUCGCCUGAUGGAGCCUAUCUCUCGUUUUUGGCUCCGUCCGUGGAAGACAAUGUUCUCAACGUCUUUGUCAAGAAAACGGACGAACCUUUGGACAACGCCCGAAUGAUUACCAACGACAAGUCACGUGGGAUCCGAAACGCUGGAUGGGCAGAAGAUUCCAAAACAAUUCUGUACAUGCAAGACAAGGAAGGUGACGAAAACUUUCAUCUGUGGGCUAUUGAUGUCGCAUCCGGAGAAGAAGCCCGUGACUUGACCCCUGGAGAAAACGUCAAGGCAUCCAGUCUCAUGACCAACAAGCGCUUCCCGGAUGAGAUUUUGAUUGGUACCAAUGCUCGUGACGAAAAGUGCUUUGAUAUGUACCGAUGCAACUACAAGACUGGAGAGAUGACAUUGGAUACCGAAAACCCAGGUGAUGUUGUGGGUUGGGGAGCUGAGGAUUUCUCAUUUGAGAUCCGGGAAGCAGUUGUCCGAAAUCAAGCAGAUUCUUCGACUACAGUUCGUAUCAGAGACACGUCCAAGGACGAAUGGAGAGAGUUGAUUACUUUUCCAUACGGUGAGAAUGGAGGUCUAGUCGACUGGUGUGCUGAUGGCAAGGCUGCUUAUUUGCAGAGCAGUUUGGGCCGAGAGACAACAGCUUUGUUAAAGAUUGAUCUCAAGACAGGAGAAACUUUGGAAGAAGUCUUUGCUACCGAUAAAUGUGACUGUGGUGGUGUCACUUUGGAUGAGGAUACCAAGGAAAUCCGUGCCGUCACCUACAACUACGCCCGUACUGAGCGCAAGUUCUGGGACAAGGAACUCGAAAACGACUACAAGGUGUUGGAAUCCAUGGCACCUGAAGGCGCUGAAGUUGUCUGCCUGAGUCGAACCAAUGACGAAAAACUAUGGAUCAUUGGGUUUGUCCGAGCUGAUGGACCUACUGAGUAUUUUGUGUACGAUCAGACUGCAAAGUCAACCUCCCCCUUGUUUGUCAGCAAACCAGAGCUUCUUGAUUACAAAUUGGCUCCAAUGGACGAUGUUGUUAUUCCAACUCGAGAUGGAAUGGAGUUGGUAGCUUAUUUGACAAAGGCCAAGACCGAUGAACCAACUCCACUAAUUCUGUUGGUGCACGGAGGACCAUGGGCAAGAGACAGUUGGGGAUUCAAUCCACAGGCACAGUGGUUUGCCAACCGUGGAUAUGCUACGUUGCAAGUGAACUAUCGCGGCUCUACUGGAUAUGGCAAGACCUUUCUGCACAAGGGUGACAAGCAAUGGGGCGUUGGAGAUAUGCAACAUGACUUGACAGACGCUGUCCAAUGGGCCAUUGAACAAGGAAUUGCGGACAAGGACAAGAUCUGUGUCUAUGGUGGCUCUUACGGAGGGUAUGCGUGUCUGGCUGGACUAACCUUCACUCCCGACUUGUAUGCUUGUGGUGUCGACAUUGUUGGACCGUCCAACAUCAAGACGCUGUUGGACUCGAUCCCACCAUACUGGGGUCCACUCCGAAAUGGAAUGCUUCUAAAGAUUGGCGACGUUGAUAGUGACGAAGACUUCAAUAAGAAGAUCUCUCCACUAUUCCACGUAGACAAGAUCAAGGCUCCACUCUUGAUCGGGCAAGGCGCCAAUGAUCCACGAGUCAAGCAGGCUGAAGCUGACCAAAUUGCAUUUUCGAUGAAAGAGAAGGGAAUCCCUGUCGAAUACGUGCUAUAUCCUGAUGAAGGACAUGGCUUUGCUCGCCCAGAUAACCGUAUCGACUUCAAUGGUAGAGCAGAACAGUUCUUAGCAAAGUACCUGGGUGGAAGAGCUGAGGAAUUUGACAGGCCAGAGGGGUCCACUGCCAUGUUCCCUUUGUUGGAGCAGCAAAAGGUAGCAUAG
Molecule: messenger RNA, 1929 nt
Organism: Cylindrotheca closterium
Lineage: Eukaryota; Bacillariophyta; Bacillariophyceae; Bacillariales; Bacillariaceae
Source: the annotation of a GenBank genome assembly